Molecule: messenger RNA, 1161 nt
Organism: Fraxinus pennsylvanica
Lineage: Eukaryota; Viridiplantae; Streptophyta; Magnoliopsida; Lamiales; Oleaceae
Source: the annotation of a GenBank genome assembly
AUGGGGGAAAAUGGUGGAGGAAGCAAAGUAUGUAUGCAGAAGAACAAUGAGUCAAGGGAUUUUGGAGAAAGUAGUAGAAAAACCCGGCCAUGCCAGGAUUUUCGUCUCAUGAAGCACUUGAAAUAUGGACAAGGAGAAAAUGCAAGUCUUUGUGCUAUUGGGCUCGAGAAACAAGAACAAGAAAUCAGUCAUAAAAGAUCAGGUGAGGAUCUGGGAGGAACUGGUUGCAAAGAAAAGAGAAGCCGUUGUCUGCACUUGCCUGAAGUGUGCUGUUCUAGAGAUUUGGGAAAACUAAGAAAAAGAAACUUCGAGGAACAUAAUGAACCUCAUUGCUCAACAGUGUCCCCUCCCAACUACCCGAUUGAAGGUACUGUUAGAGGGAAAAAGCUGAAGCUGAAAAUGGAGCUUAAAACUCGUGAUUUGAGUAGAAGAACAGCUGUUCUGCCUCUUGGAAAUGUUUCACUAAAUUUGAGUGAUGAUUUUGAAGACCAGAGUGUAGACGAAUUCAAAAUGAAAACAGUGGAUUCUUUGGGGUUUGGAGCCGGUGAGAUACAUAACCGCAAUGGAAUGGAAACAGAGUUGAUAGAUGUGCAUUUGACUGUUCAAGCAAGUUAUCAAGCAGAGCACGUCCCAUUUGUCUGUUUAGUGAGUAAACUAAACAGGAAGGCAAUCCUGGGGCAUCCAGUCGAAAUAGAAGAGAUAGCUGACAGUUCUCGAACUUGUCCUAGAUUUCACCGACUUGUUUGGAAAACUUCCAAAAGGAGUCCUGUAAUCUAUGUCACAAAUUCCUGUGCUUCUUCUACUGCCGUGGACAAUCAGGCUUUACGAGACGCCCUUAGGGAAAAUGUUCUUGCCGGUGACCCGAAGUUUCUAAAGAAACCAGGCCAAUUCAAGCAAGGCACAGUGCCGCUAAGGAGAACUUGUGUUCCGGUGAAGCAUAUAUUCAUCCUUACAUCAACGGCGUCGCCGCCACCAUCAUCCAAUCCAUGCACCGGUGAAGCCUUCUUCACUUUUUAUAACAUGGCCGGCGGCUUUGGCUCCUCCGAAGCUCUGAUGUUCCUAAAUAUAAGAAUUACCAUCCCAACAAUUCCAGCUCAAAAUACAGUUCCAAAUGCUUUGCCAAUAUUUCCAAGCACCAUGCCACCAUCGUCGCCAAUGUAA